AUGCGUUGGACGUUCUCUGCCAUCGCAUGCAUGAUCGCCUUUGGUACGGCAUCAACCAUACCAGCACCUCCUCAGCCAGAACCAAUUGAAGUUGUCGAGCUUCCUCUUCCUCCGGUUGCACCGAGCAAUGACACGGGUGCAUGCACGGCCUCCAUAAACCCCCACCGGACAGGCUGCAUUGGACAGAUAUCAGACUCCUUCCAGGCUGGCGACUUCGCACCUGAUGGGAAAUAUGUGGUUGUUACUGUGGAGUUCGUCGGUGCUCCAGCGGCACCAGAUCCUGCCAGCAUAUAUACCGGGACACAUCUCAUCCUUGUCAAAGCGGACGGUACACAUUUCCCAAAUGGCGAUGCAUGGAAAUGUUUGAGCUGUGGUGUUCCUGCGCAAAAUGCGCGCAGUAUUGACCCGGUGAGGGACUAUCCACAUGUGGCCAGAAGUUCCCGACAAGCACUUUGGGGGCACAAUAUUCUGGAUUGUAGUGGGAUUCCCCUGGUUAGCGAUGCGUGUACGCCAAACAAGACUCACAUCUAUCCAAUCUACUGGCCAACCGGCAGGAACAGCUCGGGCACCCCACGAGAAAUGCGUCUGCACCCUGACGAUACUCAUAUGGGUUGGAGCUCCUUCACAAGUGGUGGCGAGUUCGCAUACUAUGGUCGACUACAAUUCCGUCAGAAUCCGACAGAUGGAACGCUCACUGUCCCCAGAUACGAUCUCAUCGAUGUGAACCUGCUCGUUCAACCCAACGGAACCGCACCUGUCAUGGCUGAAGGCAACGAGCUAAGGCUCCAUGACGAAGCAAUUGCAGUUGGUGAGCUUCGUGGAUUCAGCGGCACCGGAGACGAGAUUUUAUAUAUUGGAUCAACACGCGAGGCAAACAACAUUGAUCUUUUUGCGGUCCAUAUCGUCACAGGCGUUGUGCGCCGUCUCACCAGUCACCCCGAGUAUGCUGAUCCUAUUGCCUUCUCACAUGACAACCGAUGGUUUGUUACCAUGGAUACUCGUGGCUCAAACCGACAAAUGUGGAUGGCUGGGGAGAGGUAUAUUCCUCCUCUGAUCGACUUAGUUACCAUCGCGGCUGCUUCAUCAACUCGCAAUAAUGGCGCACGUCGCUUCUUUCAACCGAUUUUGAUCGACCGUUAUGGUGACCGGGGUGACUACUUUGGUCAACGUGUGAACUAUGAAGGCGAUGACAGCAAUGGCAGUAUCAACGAUCCGAACUGGAAUGGCAGAGCAGACCCAGCCUUCUCCCCCGACGGGUCGAAAAUCGUAUUUUGGCAAGCUUUAGUGGUCUCACCUGCCUGUGGUGGUACCAACCCACUUCCCUGCCCAGUGUCAACUGCCCAAGGAGGUCGAACCUACCGCGUAAUGCUGGCACGUCUUACAAGCCGCAAACCCACGGUCCCAGCCCCUGUUUUUGUUGCACCUGAUUUUAUUCCCUGGGCGACCCCGUUCCCAGCCGGUGCAAGCCUUCCUACCUCUUAUUCAUUGCCCGGGGGGAAAUAUACUCUCUACGGCAUGGCCAGUGGGUUUGCAAAUGCUACCCUGACUAAGGAUCCGAUUUUAGGCAGCUUCAAGACUGUAUCUGUCAACUACACCAAUUACUCGGACGAUGGUCAGCACUACAUCAAUGGCUACGAAUCUGUUACUCAGAUAUCGAGUACGUCGAAUCCUUGGCUCAGCAACUUGAACUGGGUCUCCGAUAUCGUGCAAAGUGGCACCGUGAAUGCCGUAAAGAAGACUGGACCGGGUGGAUUCCAGUUGACUAUUGAUGCCCUAGCAAAUAUUUUUGAGGCCAAUGGGACACUGACUACGACUAUGAAUGGUGUGACGUACUACCAGCCACUGAAUGGUGCAUGA
Penicillium daleae is the source of this 1857-nucleotide messenger RNA. RefSeq lists its product as uncharacterized. Bases 1 to 1857 code for a protein of 618 amino acids. The record is from RefSeq and is a predicted model, not a curated record. NCBI's taxonomy places the organism in Eukaryota, Fungi, Ascomycota, Eurotiomycetes, Eurotiales, Aspergillaceae. The transcript has a single exon.